This is a messenger RNA of Eruca vesicaria subsp. sativa (arugula), 1617 nucleotides long. Lineage: Eukaryota; Viridiplantae; Streptophyta; Magnoliopsida; Brassicales; Brassicaceae. The record is from the annotation of a GenBank genome assembly.
AUGGAUAGUAUGAAAGACCACAUAUUUUCGGAAUUCCAAACCAUGAAGAAUGAAGUUUCCUCUGCGCGUGCGUCAAUUGCCUCGUUGGAAACUUUUGUUAAGGCAGAGUUUGCGAAUCUACAAAAUCCCUACGGGAAUGGUGGUAUGUAUGGUGAGGACCCAAUUGGUGGAUACAGCGCACGAAUGCCCCAACCCGGAAGACAAGGGAUGGGUCAUGAUCAAUGGCCAAGUCCAAGGGAUGAAGAAGGUCGUCAGGUAUGGAAUGGAACAUACAUGUUCUCUAUUACUAUUCCAUUUGUAGUUUCAAAUUAUUCUAUGCUAGCCACUUCUGAAGUAUUCCAUAUGAGCAAUUGGAGUUGGGUUGACCAUGUCUUUCUUACCUUUUUCCAGGGGUUUUUUUCCACUGAUAAGGGAUGUGCUGCUACUGGAAGUCAAACCCCAGACUACGUGUCUGAGCUUACGGGGGCCCGGGAUAAGUCGAUUGUGAACCCCCCAGUGGCGUCCUCUGUACUCGGUGGUGAGGAACCUGACGAAAAUGUCAAUGAUGUGUCCACCAAGCUGGUGGUCUCUCCACUGCACACCUCGUCUGCUCCUGGAGAUGGAGUUCAAAAAGGACCUCCAACGUUCAGUCCUGCAGAGAAUACUCAUGUUGUACAGGAAUCGACGGCUGUUACCUCAGUAGUAUCAGACAUACACACGGAAGCUCCUCCGGUGUCAAAUUUCGAAAGUAGCACUAGCCAAGCAGAGAUUGCGGUAUCAGAUGUUCUUCAGGCACCUCCAACGUCCAGUCCUGCAGAGAAUACUAAUGUUGUUGAGGCACCUUCCUCCGCUGAUAUGAUGGUAAAUCAAUUUGACGAUCUCGCGAAGGGAACGACCGGCAGCCCCACGUGUGACACAACUAAAAUUGUUCCACACAUUGUCUCUACCUCGGCCCAAGAGUCUACAAUUCCCCAAGUAGCUUAUGAAUCUACUAUUGAACCCAUGGACAAUGUUGAGAGGUCGAUUGAGGGCACAGAGGCCGAGGUUGUACCGAAGCCGAAAAAAAGUGGACGUCUUCAGAACUCUACUACCACCAUCCAACCUGAUGGCUUCUUACGCUACAGCAAACGAUCGCGUCAGAGUCCUGAUAGGUACACCCCAUCUGAAGGAGGUCGUAAGCCAGAACAAGCGAAACGAACUCGGCUUAACGCAAAGGCGCAGGUCGAAUGCCCUAGACAACCUACUGCAGUAUCAGAGACUACAGGUUUUGUGGGUGGUUUUACACCAUUGCUCCCCCCAAAUCCUACUAGACGGAUUGCAUUCCUCAAGGCUAUGGAGCAUGCUAAGAAUCAGCAACCCUCUGAACGUGACAGCUUUCAAACUGACACGUUAAUGUCUUUCUUCGACUGCACCAAGGUGGCUUCUGAGAAGGCAGUUGAUCAUGUCCUGGAAUACAUCCGGAAGCGCAGGGAUGGUUGUUCAGCUGUGGUGACCCUCAUGUUGUUAGAGAUGCACGCUGUAGGAAAGUCGAUGAAUUCUCCUCAUUUCAGUGAAGAGCAGGUAAAGACAGCUGCCGAGAAUUAUGCAAUUGAAGCACUUCAGCUGUAUCAGCCCGGGAAACUUCCUCGUGCUGAGUAG